Staurois parvus is the source of this 302-nucleotide messenger RNA. The record is from the annotation of a GenBank genome assembly. Lineage: Eukaryota; Metazoa; Chordata; Amphibia; Anura; Ranidae.
AUAGGCUUUUUUGAGUUUUGGCAAGGACACAGGGGCCCCAUGAUCCCCUAUUGCCCGGGGACCCCAUGAGUUGUCAGUCCGUCCCUGUCUGUAGAUAAUAUGCUUGUUAUACUCACUGUGGAAAAUAAGGGGUUAAUCCUCUGCAUUGUGUAAAAAUGCUGUUUGAUCCUGACUUCUCUGAUCCUCCCCUUCUUCCAGUGUCCCCCUCUUAUCUCCUGAUAAGACAUAUCGUGUGGAGACACUCUGCACAUGCUCAGUUUGGUGUGCAUUGCUGGAGGUUUUUCUUUUCUUGGGAGGGUGUA